UCUGGCGCCUUUCUGUUGCUCACAUUCUCUUGGCAUAUACCAGUGUUUCUCGAUUGCCAGGUCCAUUUCUUAUAGAAAAAAGAAUUUACCAGGCUGUGGUCUGACAAAGGUUGAGAACCACUGGCAUAUGUGAUUAAUUCAUUCCCACUAUCAUAGUAUUUGUCCUAACACAAGCAGGCCAGUCAUAAGAUAAUAGAAAAAUAAUUAAAUUUAAAAGGAAGAUUAAUUGUUAGGACUUUUAUGUUGAUAGUAACUUCAGGCAUAGUUUGCCAUUUCUUGUGCACCUGAGGUUGUCAGAACUCCAGAAGCCAAAUGCCAAGUGGGAAAUUUGUCUCCCUCCUUAGGUAAAAGCCUACUCAGUUUGGUCCAAUCAAUAGAACUGGGCCCUGUCUCUGGAGAUAGGUUCUAGCUCUUUCAUUUGGGACCAACUGAGUAGCCUUUUACCUGAGAAUGGAGACAGAGUUCAGUCUUUGCAGUAAAAAGAAGACCAAGGAUCCACUUAGAAACAAAAAGCUUAUCAAGAAUUUCACUUUCUGUUUUCCAUGGCUGUGAACACGGUUCUUCUGGAUUUCUCGGUGACCUCAACAAAACUUACCAGUGCAGAGGAAAGUAGAAGCCUACAGGAUGACAUGGAAGCAGUGUUAGCAAAUUACAUACCUGGAUUGAAAAGGCAGCAGAUGUUCAGUUUUGCAGGCAGUUUCAUUGUCCUACUGACAGGUGACAGAGGGACUCAUGUCACUCUCCGAGGUUUCCCACAGGGCCUGGUAACAUGCAACAUUGAGUAUUACAAGGAAGAUAAGGAGAAGCCUCUACUUUUGUUUGAGUCAGUUCGCAAACUUGAAAAGGACUUAGGUGAGAAACUCAGCAGCAAGAGGUGCCAUUCAAUUCCAGCCUUGAAACGUGGGGAUCACAUAGAUAGAUAUUUCCCAACAGCAGAUGAACGUAUAUUGGAGUAUGACAUUGAUAAAGUUUUAUAUGAGGAGAAGUCCCCAUAUCAGAAAAUUCUGAUUGUUCAUUCCCGAAGUCUGGGUAACUUACUUAUCCUGGAUGACUUGCAAAACAUGUCUGAAAGUGAUCUGAUCUACACAGAAACACUGAUGCAGCGGGGAAAAGAAAAUUAUGAGGGAAAAGAGAUUGUCAUUCUAGGGGGUGGAGAUGGAGCAUUGUUGUGGGAAUUGCUGAAGGAGAAACCAAAAUUUGUUUAUAUGUUGGAGAUUGAUGAGUUGGUGAUGAAAGCCUGCAGCAAACAUCUUCGAAGUUGUUGCGGAGAUUGUUUAGACAAAUUAAAGGGCGAUAAUUAUGAGAUUAUUGUCGAUGACUGUGUAGAAAUAUUAAAGCAGUUCAUUGCAGAAGGUCGCAAGUUUGAUUAUGUAUUUGGGGACUUGACUGACAUCCCUUUAUCAGCGACCCCACAGGGAGAAAUAUGGGACUUCAUAAGGCUCAUUCUCAACUCUUCAAUGAUGAUUCUAAAGCCACAGGGGAAGUACAUGACACAUGGAAAUGGAGCAUCUUGUCCAGAAUCUCUAAGAAUGUUUGAAGAGCAGUUACAGAAACUUAAUGUUCCUGUGGAAUUCUCCAGAGCACAUGCUUUUGUGCCAUCCUUUAUGGAAGACUGGGUGUUUUAUCAGGUGUGGCAGAAGCAAAACUAGCAGACAGCUAGCAACAUACUGAUAUACAGUAAGGAGAGUGUUAAGAACCGUUUUUGUAGGAGAGUAAUGAUCCCAUCAGGUAUUGAUUUAUGCAGUUUGUCAGAUCAUGUAACAGAGAAAUGUCAAUGGAAUUUAGUUGUGUUGUUAAAAAAUAAGAUGUCAUACAGUUGGUUGCAUUGCACCAGAAAGGACAAAUUUUCUAAUUUUGUACACUGGCUGGGAAGUAGCAAAAUUUACGAUUUGUCAAGGUGGCCUUGGGAAAUGAGAUAACAGUGAAUUCUGAUUGUGGGAGGAAGAGGAGAGGACAAAGAUAAGAAUUCUGAAUUUACAGGUAAACAAGAUGAGGAUGAUCUGUGAUUUGACUAUAUUUAUGAAGAAGAAGGAACUUAGCCACAUGAAGUAACCAAUUAUGGCUGGAAGUACUGCCAGUUAAAAUUCCUUUUAUACUGUGUAUAAAAUAAUCUUAAUUUUUGUAAAAUUGACUACAGAACCAUUACUUCUUUCACCCCCAUCUGUCUCUCACACAGAUGCCAUAUUAUCACUGCAUUUCAAACCAUCAGUAUAAAUGUCAUGAAAGUACUAGCUUCCUACCUUGUUCUGUCUGGUAACAGGAUCUGUGAAUGGCAAGCAGACUUAUUAACAUGGGUCAGUACUGACAUUUAAGAAGAACAGUGCCUCCAACUUCAGGGUAAAAGCAACCCAGAUUUGGAAGUCUUAUUUCACACUAAACAACAUCUUUAGUAGUUGGUACCAUUAAAUAGCCCACAAAACAACCUCUUAACACUUUGCGGACCGCACACCCUUUAAAAGGUUUUUCGCUUUUAAACAUGACGAACCAUUCGCGUGUUAACAGGCUUUUAGAACACAAUAAGUUGCAACACACUAUACAUAGCUCUGGCGCCACCUACAUUGCACGCAACCGCCUGCAGAUGCGUGAUAAGU
This is a messenger RNA of Cryptotermes secundus, 2591 nucleotides long. It is a transcript of the gene Sms, whose product is annotated as spermine synthase. The coding region runs from base 543 to 1649 and encodes 368 amino acids. The transcript is spliced from 9 exons. Gene Ontology annotation, biological process: spermine biosynthetic process. Gene Ontology annotation, molecular function: spermine synthase activity. Lineage: Eukaryota; Metazoa; Arthropoda; Insecta; Blattodea; Kalotermitidae. The record is from RefSeq and is a predicted model, not a curated record.